Molecule: messenger RNA, 1344 nt
Organism: Rotaria socialis
Lineage: Eukaryota; Metazoa; Rotifera; Eurotatoria; Philodinida; Philodinidae
Source: the annotation of a GenBank genome assembly
AUGAUGCAAUAUGAUUUCGCUAAUCAAUCGUCUAUGACCAAUGACUUGACAAUGGAAGAAAAUAUUCAUUCAUAUCCAAUCUAUCAACAAGAACACAAGUAUUAUUCAGCUGUGUCCAAUAGUAUGAUACCAACAAGUGAUCUUUGGCAAUCAUCGUUAUCAAAUAGUAAUGCAAGUUAUCAACCUGUAUAUUUUCCUUCAUCAGUGGAUUUUAAUAAUUCAAAUCAAUAUUCUUCAAUAGAUAAUUAUAAUUUCGAUUAUCAAUCAUCAUCGGAUAUUUCAUCAACUCACCUGUUUGACCCAUAUUCGAAUACAUUACCAGAUAGUUAUUCAAUAGACCCGUACUCCACUCAAACAACAUAUAAUUCAACACCAACAGAAUCAUCGACAUAUAUAACACCAACGGAAUCCUAUCAAAUUCUUCAUCCAAUGUAUGCACAUUCGAAUGUAGCUGCUCCAUCAUCAACAUCAUCAUCAUCUAUGGAUAUAGAACUUGAUUACUCAUCAACAACAGCAAGAUCAUCGUGGCACAUAGAUACAAUGAAAAUGCCUAGUCAUGAUGUUACAUCAACACCGAACUCAAGCAAACAACCAUGUCUUGUAUGUCAUGAACAAUCGUCUGGAUAUCAUUUUGGUGCAUAUACAUGUGAGUCAUGCAAAGCAUUUUAUCGACGAGUAACUAAAGAUCCAAACAUUGAAAUCAAACAUUCGUGUGAAGUUCCAUUACCAAAUAUAACCAAAUCAAAUCGAAAAGAUUGUCGUGCUUGUCGUAAAGCUAAAUGUGUUCGAGUAGGAAUGACAAUCGUAUCAAAAGAUCGUUUAUCGCGAACCAAAACUCCAUCGAAAUCAUCAUCCUUAAUGCCAAUAACUAAUCUACUUGAACAACUUGCAUAUGAUCUUACUUAUAAUCAAUUAUCGACAUCAUCGGCAUUAGAAAAUCUUCUCCAUUUACUUGAUUUACCACCAAUAAUUACAAUCGAUUUCGAUUAUCAUUCUCUUUACAUGAAUGCAAUACAAAUUUGGAGAAAUCAAUACAAUCAUUUUUCACAAAUUUUCACUAAUAUAUCAUUAAAUGAUACAUUUGCUGUACUUCUUUUUCUAUUCUAUUCUCUUAUGAUAAUGAAAGAAACGAAUGAGAAUAAUUCUACAAAUAAUAUUAAAUUUGAUAAACUUGUUCAUAUACUUCAACAAGAAAUCAAUCGUAUAACAGGCGAAGAUCAUCGAUUGGCUUGUCGAAUAAAAGCUUUAUUUAUGAAAUGUUACGUUGCACUUGCUCAAUAUUAUCCAAAUAGUACAAAUUCAUUUAAUAGUAAUUACAGUUCACAAACACAAUCCAUUCAAUAA